AACCCACCAUUUUUCUCAGCAAGAGAGCAGGAUAGAGAGCUUCGGACUUCUCCGAUGGAGGCCUUCCAUACCGUGGCGAUCAAUGCCCCCAUAGUGGAAAGAUCCGUCUCUGUUGCCGUCUUGCCAGAACAAGAAACGCCUGGGGGCUCUCUUUUCUUAAGCAACAUCGACCAAGCGUCAGUUUUUUACCUGCCGAUGGUUUAUUCUUUCGACAGGAGUGACGCCGAUACGGUAGACGUGAUUAAGAAAGCUUUGUGCCAAGUCUUGGUUCAUUACUAUCCGCUGGCGGGGAGGUUAGCUAGAAACUCGCAAGGGAAGUUGACCGUUGAUUGCGAGAAGAAGUUAGGAGUGCCAUUUGUGGAGGCAUCGGCGAAUUGCGACAUCGAAGACCUAGGUGACAUGAAAUUCCUCGAUCGUAAUGUUUUGCAAAAGCUUGUUUAUGGAGAUGCUACUGAAAAUACGGUAGAAGUUGCACCCCUUUUAACAGCACAGGUAACAAAGUUUAGAUGUGGAGGUUUCACUGUGGGGAUCGCAUUUAAUCAUUGCAUGUUUGAUGGUACCUCCGUAAUGAAUUUUAUGAACUCAUGGGCUGAAACAGCAAGAGGUAGACCUUUAUCCAUCAUCCCUUGUCACGAUAGAACCGUUCUGACAUCAAGGGUUCCUCCUCAAAUCACUGGUACUUCCGACAGCUUUGUUCACAUUAGUGAUGUAUCAGACUUGAAGGCAUUAUACGAGAAAGAGCAGAUUGUGUGGAAAUCUUUUCACUUCGACAACGCGAAGUUGGCAACCCUUAAAAGAAUGGCAACAACCGAUGGACAGAGCAUAAGCAGCUGCUCCAGCUUCGUAGCGCUUGCAGCUCGAGUGUGGCGGGCUCGAACUAUGGCACUGAAGAUGAAACCGCACCAACUGUCGAAGCUUAUUUUUCCUGUUGAUUUCCGGUCUAUGAUGAAACCGCCAAUGCCCGGAUACAUCGGGAAUGCUGUGGUCGAAGCUUGCUGUCUCUGCACCGUGGGAGAGUUGAUCGAUGAGCCAUUCUCUUUCACAGCAGGGAGAAUACGGGAGGCAAUCGAGAGGGUGAACGAGGACUACGUGCGGUCAUGGAUAGACUCCUUGGACGUGCAUCAAUUCAACCUCCUCUCAUUGACCUCUCUCGUGUUGGUUUCGUGGCAAAGGUUUGAUUAUGGCUCCACGGAUUUUGGAUGGGGAAAGCCAAGGACUUUCGGCACCGGUGACCUGCCGACUGGUUGUCUAUUCAUGGCGGAUGGGAGGGAGAGGAAGGGCAUUGUUGUGGUGCUGGGCUUGCCACUUUCGGCCAUGGACACUUUCGAGAAGCUGGUCCAACUUGAGUGA
Rhodamnia argentea is the source of this 1350-nucleotide messenger RNA. RefSeq names its product omega-hydroxypalmitate O-feruloyl transferase-like. Gene Ontology annotation, molecular function: acyltransferase activity, transferring groups other than amino-acyl groups. The transcript has 3 exons. NCBI's taxonomy places the organism in Eukaryota, Viridiplantae, Streptophyta, Magnoliopsida, Myrtales, Myrtaceae. Bases 55 to 1350 code for a protein of 431 amino acids. The record is from RefSeq and is a predicted model, not a curated record.